GGCAUUCUCACGGACCGACCGCUUUCGGGCCCGCGCCGCCAAUCGCUGCAGCCGGCAGCGCAGGCCAGGGCCCCGUGUCCGCUCAGCGCCCCGCAGCGGGGCCGGCCCGGCGCACGGCCCGUGCCCACAGUGGGGCCAACCCAGCACACGCCCACAGCGGGGCCGGCCCGGCACACGCCCACAGCGGGGCUAAUCUGGCCUAUGCCCACAGAGGGGCCGCCGCUGCCCCCUGUCCGGCCGCCGGCUCCUUGCCCUCCGCCGAUAUGAAUUACUCUAGGUUCAUCACCACUGUGAGUGCAGCAAGAAAAGCAUCUCCAAUAAGACUGCUGACUGAAUUGAUGCAGAAGUCUCCUCCAUCUCUUAUCUCUCUGGCUGGAGGGGCACCAAAUCCUAAUGUCUUUCCAUUUAAGAGGGCAACAGUUGACAUUGGACAUGGAACACCUAUUGAGAUUGGGGAAGAUCUGAUGAAGAGAGCUCUCCAGUACUCAGCCUCAGCAGGCAUCCCAGAGCUGUUGUCUUGGCUGAAGGAUUUCCAGCGGAACUUACACGAUCCCCCCACAGCCAAUUACAGCCCUGAGCAAGGACAGAUGGAAGUGUGUGUCACAACUGGCAGCCAGGAAGGCUUGUGUAAAGUGUUUGAAAUGCUCAUUAAUCCUGGAGACAACAUCCUUUUGGAUGCACCCACAUACUCGGGGACACUAGCAGCUUUGAGACCUUUGGGUUGUAAUAUAAUUAAUAUUCCUAGUGACCAACACGGCAUUAUUCCAAAAGCUUUAAAAGAAAUUCUGUCUGCUUGGAGCCCAGAGGAUGUAAAAAAUUGUAGCAAUCACCUCCCCAAAUUCCUGUACACUAUUCCAAAUGGAUGCAACCCAACUGGCAACUCGCUGACCACAGAGCGCAAAAAGGAGAUUUACCAGCUUGCAAGAAAAUAUGAUUUUCUCAUAAUAGAAGAUGAUCCUUACUACUUUCUUCAAUUUGAAAAGCCAUGGGCUCCAACUUUCCUCUCAAUGGAUGUGGAUGGCCGAGUUAUCAGGACCGACUCUUUCUCUAAAAUUCUCUCAUCUGGUUUAAGAAUUGGUUUUCUGACGGGUCCCAAGCCUCUCAUUGACAGAGUUGUUCUACACAUUCAGGUGUCAACAAUGCACACCAGCACUUUCACACAGAUUAUGAUAUCACAGCUCCUUCAGCAAUGGGGACAAAAGGGUUUCUUGGAGCACAUAGACAGAGUGGUGGACUUCUACAGGAUCCAGCGGGAUGCAAUGCUCACUGCUGCUGACAAGUGGUUAAAAGACUUGGCAGAAUGGUACCCUCCUGCUGCUGGCAUGUUCUUAUGGAUCAAAAUUAAGGGUAUUUCUGAUACACAGCAGCUGAUAAUGGAAAAGGCUUUGAAGAAAGAAGUAUUACUGGUUCCUGGAGGAGCAUUCAAUAUUGAUAGUUCAGAGCCUAGUUCUUAUGUCAGAGCCUCCUUCUCUCUACCUUCUCCUGCCCAGAUGGAUCUGGCCUUCAAGAGACUGGCUGACCUUAUAAAAGAAUCUUUGUGAAAAAGCUAAAUAGAGCUCUUGCAGUAAUAAAAAUCAUCUCCAGAAAAUAGUUAUUAACAUUUGGAUUUCAUCAGAACACUUUAUAAGCAAGCACAAUACAGUGGAUGUUUCCUUACAUCUUUUCAGCUAAAAAAAAAAGACUGAAAAUGAAAGUAAAAAACAAUUUGCCUAAUUUUUUUUUGACUGGACAUUGCAUUACAAAAUGCAUUCAAUUCAGAAACAUUUAAAAUACCCAAAAAUGUUCUAUUUCCUGUAAAAUCCAUGAGUUUGUUAGAUUUAAAUUGAUUUUUGUUCUGACUUUUGUUUUCCAUUUGAGUUGGGAAACAGAAAUCAUUUACUUAGAAAGUUGGACUUGAGGUGGUCUUAGCCACUAUUACUUCUCACUAUUAAUAUCAACUGAUACAUUCCUCCAAAAUCUUAUGUUGGGAUUGUCUCAUGGGUCACUUCCAUUCUUGUCCUUCUGUAUGGCAUCUGGUUUUAAUGAUUUGAGGAUUAGUAUUUAAUUCUACUGAAGUUUUGUCAGGUAAAGCUCAUGUAACUAUGUUAAAAAAUUAAAACUGAUCCAAUAAAAUGAGGCUAUGAUUACAAAUAAACUGAGGUCCAUUGCAAUUUGCAAGGGUAUUCUCUAAUUUGUAAAAGGUAUUCUGAUUGCUGGUUUUUUCCUUCAGUUUGUGAAUAAUUACUCGGUACCUGUAGUAGAAAAUCUCUGGUUUGCCAAGGCAUGUGGCAGUACUAAAGGAACUACUCCUUGUUAUUCAGUCAGAGGUGGUUGUGAAGGGAGAGUGUACGUAAGUGAAGAGGGGACAUUGUGGAACAGUUGCAGUGUUUGAACUGUAAUUACUCUGAAUAAAAAUGCAAAGAAACAUGCAUUUUCAUUCUUCUAAUACUGUUCCCAGGAAUACCAUGCUGUACCUCACUUUUCUUCUAAUGAAUAUGGAAACUAUUGCACAACCCUGCAAAGCACAGAAGUCACAAGGAGAGAAUAAGGCCUUGCUUAUUCUUUUCAAGAAUUAAUAUCCCAGAAACAUGUUAACAAAUCUGGCUACAGCUAGAAGAUUACCUAUAGAUGUAUAGAAUGUGGAGAAUACCUUCAGAAUUAUAUUUUCUUUUUACUUUGAAAUUAUAAUAUAUCAGAUCUGGAUUGUCAUAACAAGUAGAUAUGCUGUAAUAUGGUCUGGGAAAAAUUAACAUCAAAGUGUUUCUGUUCCUUGAUGUACACAGAACUUUGACCUUUUUCUACAUUUGGCUAAUAAUAAACUUAAAAUACUUUCUUGCAGUUUCAUCCAAUAAAUCAAGCAUUAACAGAGGUAGAUAAAGUACUUCUGACAAUAUCAAAUUAUUUUAUUGCCUUAUAUGGGAUGCAUAAUUUAAUAAACUCUCUGAGUAUCUGUAUCUCCACAAAAACUACUAAUAAAGUAGAGGAAUGGAAAGACC
This is a messenger RNA of Zonotrichia leucophrys gambelii, 2975 nucleotides long. It is a transcript of the gene AADAT, whose product is annotated as aminoadipate aminotransferase. The coding region runs from base 264 to 1541 and encodes 425 amino acids. The transcript is spliced from 14 exons. The record is from RefSeq and is a predicted model, not a curated record. Gene Ontology annotation, biological process: biosynthetic process. NCBI's taxonomy places the organism in Eukaryota, Metazoa, Chordata, Aves, Passeriformes, Passerellidae. Gene Ontology annotation, molecular function: pyridoxal phosphate binding; L-kynurenine:2-oxoglutarate transaminase activity.